This is a messenger RNA of Manihot esculenta (cassava), 1467 nucleotides long. RefSeq names its product splicing factor 3B subunit 4. The record is from RefSeq and is a predicted model, not a curated record. The transcript has 8 exons. Gene Ontology annotation, molecular function: RNA binding. The coding region runs from base 167 to 1291 and encodes 374 amino acids. Gene Ontology annotation, cellular component: nucleolus; U12-type spliceosomal complex. NCBI's taxonomy places the organism in Eukaryota, Viridiplantae, Streptophyta, Magnoliopsida, Malpighiales, Euphorbiaceae. Gene Ontology annotation, biological process: positive regulation of mRNA splicing, via spliceosome.
GCCUAAAUGUUGGUUCAGAAUCCACAUAUUCAUUUUCUUCUCGACCUGACUGCCUUGGGGUUUCAAAGAAACCGCCCGCCUAGCUGCAAACCACCGUCGUGACUCCUCCGCCGACGCCAACGGCUUACUGGCUCGACCAACUUUCCUACUUUAGCAGCCCGUAAUAAUGACCACUCGAAUUGCUCCUGGAGUGGGAGCGAAUUUGCUAGGCCAACACUCGGCUGAGAGGAAUCAAGACGCCACAGCUUACGUCGGUAAUCUUGAUCCUCAGGUGACUGAGGAAUUGCUAUGGGAGUUAUUUGUUCAAGCAGGCCCUGUUGUUAACGUGUAUGUUCCAAAGGAUAGAGUAACAAAUCUUCAUCAAGGAUAUGGAUUCGUCGAAUUCCGGAGUGAAGAAGAUGCUGACUAUGCAAUUAAAGUUUUGAAUAUGAUUAAGCUUUACGGGAAGCCAAUACGUGUAAAUAAGGCAUCUCAAGAUAAGAAGAGCUUGGAUGUUGGAGCAAACCUCUUCAUUGGAAACCUUGACCCUGAUGUUGAUGAGAAACUUCUGCAUGAUACUUUCAGUGCUUUCGGAGUUAUAGUUACAAAUCCCAAGAUAAUGAGAGAUCCUGAUACUGGAAAUUCACGUGGAUUUGGUUUCAUCAGCUAUGAUUCUUUUGAGGCAUCUGAUGCAGCAAUUGAGGCAAUGAAUGGUCAAUAUCUUUGCAACCGGCAGAUAACAGUUUCAUAUGCAUAUAAGAAAGACACUAAGGGCGAGCGCCAUGGCACCCCAGCAGAAAGAGUUUUGGCUGCAAGCAAUCCAAGUUCCCAAAAGAGCAGGCCUCACACUUUGUUUGCCAGUGGACCUCCAACUCUUCCAAGCAUGCCCCAGGCCAAUGGUACAGUUGGUGCACCUGUUCCUCCACGCCCAUUUGCAAAUGGUGCUGUUGCUCCAGCUCCAAUUCCAGCACUCCGUCCACCACCCCCACCAAAUGCAGCCUUCCCACCAAUGCAGGUAGCUGGACAACCGGCUUGGCAGGGUCAGCCCCCACAGCCAGGUCAAACAAUGGCGCCGCUCGCUAUCCCUCCACCUCCAAUGCAAUUCAGGCCACCACCUCCAAACAUGCCGCCUCCCCAGGCAGGUCAACUCCUCCAAAGGCCUCCACAACAAAUGGGAAUGGGAAUGCAACCACAAAUGUGGCGGCAGCCACCACCUCCACAGCAGUUAGUUGGUGGUGCUCCAAUGCAACAAAUGAUGAUGCAUCCACCUCCCCCACACAAUAUACCGCCUCCACCACCUCCAUCGAGUUGAAGAGGAGAGCAGUUAUCUUAGAUGUUUCUUGCAUAUGUUGCUUCAAUUAGGACAAUCUGUAUGCCAGAAUUAUCAUUAAAUGAGCUGAUGUGAUAGGAUGGAUGUUUGGUUUUUCAUGGAACUUUGCAUGCUUCAUUUAAGGCGGGUAAUUUUUAGAUGUUGCAGAAGAGAUCAAA